Messenger RNA from Populus nigra (black poplar), 743 nucleotides. Its product is annotated as mitochondrial import receptor subunit TOM7-1-like. Lineage: Eukaryota; Viridiplantae; Streptophyta; Magnoliopsida; Malpighiales; Salicaceae. The coding region runs from base 350 to 574 and encodes 74 amino acids. The record is from RefSeq and is a predicted model, not a curated record. Gene Ontology annotation, cellular component: mitochondrial outer membrane translocase complex. The transcript has a single exon. Gene Ontology annotation, biological process: protein import into mitochondrial matrix.
UCGUAAGCCAUGCAUGCAUGUCUUUGUUUCUCUAAGAAUUCUGCUAACAAACACACCGAGCAUCGGCACAAAGAGCAGAUGUUAUAUUUAUUGUUUUGACAGAAUAAACUUCUUAACUCAUAUACCUUCAAAUUCGACUCAGUUAGGUCUCAAGUACUCUAGUUUCCGAGUGAAUUCAGGGGUCCUGACCAGAUUUUACGAUAAGUUUCCAAUUUAGAAUUUUCAGAUUUGGAGAAGCAAGUGACAGACAACUGAGCAAAAGCAGUAACACCAAACACGUCACACAAUAAAAACCCAGACAUAAAUAUAAGGUUCUUCCAAGUUUUCUUUUCUUAAACCAGCCAAACAAAUGGCGUCUAGGGUUUCUCUAAAGACGAAAGGCAAGAGCAGCAGCGGCAAGGGAGCAAAAGGUGUGGAAGAGAAGUCAGCAUCACAGUAUGUCAAAGAAUGGAGCACAUGGACAUUUAAGAAGGCGAAAGUAAUCACACACUAUGGAUUCAUUCCAAUGAUUAUCAUCAUUGGAAUGAAUUCUGAGCCUAAACCCCAGAUUUAUCAGCUCCUUAGUCCCUUCUGAAUCGAGCCCAGACCGUGGUUUCUCUUGUUCCAUGGUGGGUCUGUGCUUAUUUGUCGAAUCUGCUUCCUUUUGGGAAAUGGGUUUUGUUAGGUUUCGUUAGAUUUUACUGUUUUAUGGGGUUUGUAGGUAUGAAUUGAUUAGUAUAAAUGUUAAAGUUUGAACUUUGCUA